AUGACACCAUAUUCGGACGAGAUAAGUCCUGGCAACCAACUCAAAGUUUCCAAUAGCAGGAAAGUACACGGGUUCUAUGUGACCUUUGACCAGUUUGGCGCCGAAGCAAGGUCCCGGGAAAGCUUCUGGUUUUGCUUGUCCCUGGCAAGGAGUUCUGUGGUGAACCAGCUGCUAGGAGGACUUUCAGGCCUCACCCACGAACUGAUCAGUUCAGGCCCUGUGAAAGCUCUGAGCACUGGCUGCAUGUUGACGAUGCCCGAUGGGCAGAGAUGCAUGUUUUUCGCAAAGUUGGGAACUAUGCUGGGCGACGAAUCAGCUCUGAAGUUUGUUUUUGAUGUGAAAGGAGCAUCGGGGACCCUGCCGUGUCCCCUGUGCUCCAACAUCAUCAGCAGAAUCAGUGCUGCUGAAGAUUACGAUGCGACUGGCACUUUAAGGAGCAUAUCCUGCACGGAUCCGAACGAUUUCGUCCUCCGGACAGAUGCUGAAAUCUUUCGGGCACACGAGCUACUGGAAAGGCGGCAGGCGACGUUGUCGAAGAAGGAUUAUACUCGAUUGGAACAAUCCUUGGGUCUCAACUGCAACCCCAAUGGAGUCCUGCAUUAUCGGUCCAUGCCACUCGUGCAGUCGUUAAUGUUUGACUGGAUGCACGUGUUUCUCGUGACGGGCCUGUGGCAAGCAGAAAUGGGCUUAUUGCUGCCCCUGUUGUACAGUGCCGGUCAUUCGGCGGAGACUUUGUUGGCUUACAUGAUGCAGAUCCAAUGGCCCCAGAACCUUCGUGGUAGACUCAAUGAGACAUUGCAGCUUUUCAAAAAGAAAACCUCGCCGAACGAGUUCAAGUCGUCAGCCUCGCAAGGGCUCAAUGCCUAUCCUUUGGUGCGGAUGUUUCUGCUGAGCUUGGAUGUGUUUAGCAUGAACGAUGCACUCAAGUUGGCCGUCAAGUCUUUCUUGAAGUUGUGCAUUGUCUUGGACAUUCUUUUGUCCAUCAAUCGUGGCGAAAGUGAUGCCAGUCGUGGUUUGGAAGGAGCCAUACAGCAGCAUUGCCAAGCCUUCAAAACAGCACACGGCGAAGACCACAUCACUCCGAAGUUCCACUAUGCCCAACACUUGGGCAGCAUGGCUGCAACCAAGGACCUCGUGUCGUGCUUUACGCACGAGAGGAAACACAAGGAGGUAAAAAACUUUGCAGACCACAUCAAAAACCCUACCAAGGGUUUCGAGGAUGCCAUCAUGAAGGAUGUGCUCGGCCGGUUCCUCUUAGCAAUGGAAGGCAGCACCGGACUUGUGCAGCCGCAUUUGAUCUCCCCCAAGCCUGCGAGCCCUCUUCUCAUGGCGAGUUUGGUGAGUGCUUUCGGGGCCGAGUCCGUGGGCCAAGCUCAGGGGGCUUUUGCAGCUCAGGUUUCACCUGGCUGCAUUGUCCACAAAGCUGACUUUGUUAAGCUGAAGUCCGGUGAUGUAGCCGAAGUGUGGUUGCAUGCACGACUCGGCUCCGGCGACCUUGUCACUUUGCUGCAGCCGUUUGCUGGCCUUGGUCGAAACAUGUACCAGCAGAAUGCGGAGGGGGCUCGUUUCGUGGCCUCAUCGGGCAUUCAGUCUGCAUGCCUGUAUGUCUGCGAUUUGUACAGCCAGUGGAACUGGGCCGCAGGGGGACCAAGCUACGAUUGCUUCAUCUCCCACAACUGGGGCAAGGAUUCCCAGGGCCGGGAUAACCACCAGAGGGUGGUGCGGAUUGCCAGCAGCCUGCAAAGUCAUGGCAUCCAAGUCUUUCUGCAAGAUUGCGAGGCACACCGAUACAGCAGCACCGACGAGGCUAUGGUCGAUGGCAUGCGGCGGUCGUCUGUGGCGUUGAUUUUCGUCACCAGGUCCUACAUCCAAAAGAUCGAGGACGGCCGGGUGGACGACGACUGCGUUGCCCAGUUCAACCUGGCCAAGCGUGCUCCUGCCAUCCUCCCCGUGGUGCUGGAACCAGAGCUGGUGAAGACAGGUAAGUGGGGCUGGAAUCGAGUCUACGCCCACCUUUCGGGCAAGAUGAUUGUAGAUCUUUCCGGAGGCGAUGUGACUUCGUUUCCGGCUGUCCUGGUCAGUGGCGUGGGCCAGCGGAUGCAGAGCCAGCUCGACCUACUGGAGCUGCGCAUUCUCCAAGAAGCUUACAGGCUACAUCCGAAGUUGAUGCAAGCUCGACCUCCCCCCAUGAUUCCGCACAAGGACGUAGUCAUGAUCUCCACUGUGUGCCUCAUUGCGGGAGCUGUCCUUCACGUGGCCGUGAUCACCGGCCAGACCGCUCUCGCGGGCACGCUGAAUCUUUUCUUCCGCCUCCUUGCGGCGGUGUCUGCGCUGCUCUGGUUCAUAGGUUUCACGCUCUACACAUUGUGGCUGGUGAUGAAGGCACGGCUCCCUCCAAGCUUCGACCUCGUGCCGGGCCUCAUGCAGCCGGCUGCCCUUGUGGGCAACGCCUGCAGGGCGAUUGUCUGGGGUAUGUUCCUGUUCCGGCACGUGAUGGUCAUCAGCGGCGUGGAGGAUCUGGAUGCUAACGCAGACGCCUUGCUAAAUGCCACAGCGACGAACUCCACUGAGGACUUCGAGUGGGUCGAUCAGUCUGCCACAUACGGCUUCACGGCGUUCUCCUUGGUUUGCUUCCUGGAUGCCUGGCUCCUUUCCCGGGGUUGCCCUGGAAGCUUCCAGGAGAGCUUGCUUUCCGCAGAGAGCCUCGGUGGCUGGGCCUGGGUUUCCCUGGCCUUGGCGUCCGUCUUCAUGUCGAUUUCAGCUGCUGCGACGACGCAGACCUGGUCCGAUGUGGCCGUGCUGGAAAUCCUGGCCGCUGUGCUGCUGUUUCUGGGCUCAGCCCUCCUCCUCUUGUGGUUGCUGCUGCAUCCCAAGCAGUUGAGGAAGCGCCUGGAGAUGUUGGCUGCAGGACCUCCAGCUCCUGUCGAGCUUGGCAAGGGCAAGGACCGCUUAGAAGGCGCCGUGGAGGUCCCAGCACGGGAACAUGAAGCUGCAAAGCCACUUUCCGGCCCGCCACUCACUACACAGGUGGCAGAGCCGCCAGCAAAGCCCUUGCCUUCCCCAGCCGCAGCUGCAGAGCAGGCGCCGGCCCGCGAAGCUCAGAAGGACCCAGGCCCAGCAGAGGAGUCGCCGCCUGCGAACGAGGCACCAGCCAAAGCAAUAUCCGGCUCCAGUCUGGAGGCCCUCCCAGCAGCCACUGCAGAGCCGGCGCCUGCGUCUGCGCCAUCUCCAUCCUUACCAGCCGAGGCUCGGACACCGAAGACUCCAAAAGACGGCCAGCGAAAGCGGGUCGUGUCGUCGCUUCUGAAAGCCGCAAAGGAUGGAAGCUUGAACACCAGCCUCAAGGAGUUCGAAGCCAAGGAGUUUGGGGUGAGUGACUCAGAGGCAUCGCCUACGUCUGCACCUGCGAGAGCGGCAGUCGCGGAGGUGGCGACGGCGCCACCAGGCGAGCCAUCGGCUAACGAAGCCCCCAGGGCCGACGCGGCCCCGAAGACGAGCUCCUGA
Messenger RNA from Symbiodinium sp. CCMP2592, 3504 nucleotides. The record is from the annotation of a GenBank genome assembly. NCBI's taxonomy places the organism in Eukaryota, Dinophyceae, Suessiales, Symbiodiniaceae.